Messenger RNA from Sycon ciliatum, 3119 nucleotides. RefSeq lists its product as uncharacterized. The record is from RefSeq and is a predicted model, not a curated record. Gene Ontology annotation, biological process: DNA integration; DNA recombination. Gene Ontology annotation, molecular function: DNA binding. The transcript is spliced from 2 exons. Bases 122 to 1750 code for a protein of 542 amino acids. Lineage: Eukaryota; Metazoa; Porifera; Calcarea; Leucosolenida; Sycettidae.
GGGUACUAGCUGUGCUAGUACUCGUUAGCAACAACCCGAACUAGCGCGCACACUGCACUGCAUUACUCUCUGCUGCCUUCAAGACUGACGUCAUGCGCUUUGCUUUGCUGCGUAAUCACAAAUGGCACUCAGCCCGUUUUGCCGAAAAGAAAACAAAUCUUGCUUGCCCUGUUGUGUUCCUCCAGACAGCAGAUCGUGCUUCCGCAGUGUUGCUUUUCAGCGUUCCUUUCCCUUUCAUAGCUUUGCCGCCAGCCCGAGUGUCAUCUCGAUACUGUAUUUAUUCAGCAUGUCCGACCUAACUGUCGACACUGUGAAGGCAAUGACUUGCCAAGCUCUCCGCGGCGAGCUUUCCCAGCGAGGCCUCAACGCGAAAGGAAAUAAAAGCAUUCUACAAGACCGUUUGCUUGCACAGCUAGCCCUUGGAAAUCAGGUCUGCUCCGGCCUGGAAAACCAGCAACACGACAUUGCGGACACGGCUCGUGAGCCCAGGAGCCCGACCGGCACCAAUGCCUCCUCCACCAGCUCAGGCGACGUGGGCGCAAUGGAUCUCCGCGCUCUUGUGCGGGACGAGGUGCAGUCGGCUUUGUCGGCCGCCAUUACAGAGAGCAUCGUGCCGCUCCUAACUCAAGGCCAAGGCAAUACGGCUGCUGCCGCCACAACGCCAGCCCAAGGCCCAGGCUCUUGCAAUCCACCCGUCCAGCCACCAGCACCAGCUGUGCCCAAGGCUGUGCAGGAGCGUAUCUUGAGAGGCAUUCAGACGCCACGCCCCGAACGCCAAGGCGGCUCCGGACAUUGCCCGCCUGCCUCAGCAAUGCUAGCCACUGUCUGCCAAUAUGCUGCUUGUGCCGUGUCGAGGAACACCCGCCGCACUUACACCACCGGUGAAGACCGCUACCAUGAUUUCUGCCGCCUGCAACACUGGUCACCCUAUCCUGCUACCGACAUUAUGCUGUGCUGUUUCGCGUCGUUCCUCACACGAACUGUAAGACCUGGAACUGUAUCUGUCUAUGUGAGUGCGGUGCGUAAUGCCCAUCUCGAGAACGGGUUUGCUGACCCCUUAGUAGAUGCAUGGCUUCUGAAGAGGGUGAUGAAGGGCAUCCAGCGAUGCCAUGGUACGGCUGUACUAACCCCUCGCCUUCCUAUCACUAUGCCAAUCCUACGACACCUGAUAGACGCAUGCCGGAAAAGUAGUACCCUCAAUGGCCAUGACAAGCUGCUCUACCAAGCUGCCAUGCUGCUAGCGUUCUUUGGAUUUCUCCGGUGUGCUGAAUUCACUAAUGGCGUCACACGGGGCUGCAUCAGCUUCCCUGGUGAUGGAUGCCUACAGCUCUUCCUGCGUUCGUCCAAGACGGACCCAUUCGGCAAAGGCGUCACGAUUGACAUUGGACCAUCCGUACCGCCGUACUGCCCGGUCCAUGCCAUGGUUAGCUACCUGUUUGCCACUCGUCGCCAAGGAACCGAGCAACGCUUGUUCAUACUCUCGAACGGACAGCAGCUGACCCGACAGUCAUUCACAGCAACAGUACGGUCUCUUGUUGCCACUGCCGGGGUACCAUCCCAGUCGCACUACUCCGGGCACUCAUUCCGCAUCGGCGCAGCCACCACCGCUGCGAUGGCCGGUGUCCCCGACUCCCUCAUCCGAGCGGCAGGUCGAUGGAAGAGUGAUGCGUGUCUACGCUACAUCCGGACUACAGCGAGCGCUAAACGCCAGCUAUCGUCCCGGCUUGCUGCCGUGUCACGGAUGCCAUGAUGCCUGACUCUCGUGAGUAAUGAGCUACUGAACUCUAGUCGCAUGAUACUUGCCUGUGCUGACAUCAAUUGACCUUUGCUGUGCGUCAAUAGUACUUAGCUAACGGGGUGCUGGUUUCAUGGGUCCACUCUCACAACUGGUGUUAUCUAGCUAUUUGCUGCAGCUCUGCCUUGAGCUAUAUUACAUCCAUUUAGCAUUGCAGCUCUACGUUGAGCUUACAGCAGCUCUACUUUGAGCUAACAGCAGCUCUACUUUGAGCUAACAGCAGCUCUACUUUGAGCUAACCGCAGCUCUACUUUGAGCUAACCGCAGCUCUACUUUGAGCUAACCGCAGCUCUACUUUGAGCUAACCGCAGCUCUACUUUGAGCUAACAGCAGCUCUACUUUGAGCUAACAGCAGCUCUACCUUGAGCUAACCGCAGCUCUACUUUGAGCUAACAGCAGCUCUACUUUGAGCUAACAGCAGCUCUACCUUGAGCUAACCGCAGCUCUACCUUGAGCUAACCGCAGCUCUACUUUGAGCUAACAGCAGCUCUACUUUGAGCUUCAAACCAGUUGUUUCGAAACCAGCACCCCUCAAUCCAAAGAUGCCGCUUUGUUGACUUGUUGUGUGAGGGACGGGGGCUAAUGGGGUACUAGCUGUGCUAGUACUCGUUAGCAACAACCCGAACUAGCGCGCACACUGCACUGCAUUACUCUCUGCUGCCUUCAAGACUGACGUCAUGCGCUUUGCUUUGCUGCGUAAUCACAAAUGGCACUCAGCCCGUUUUGCCGAAAAGAAAACAAAUCUUGCUUGCCCUGUUGUGUUCCUCCAGACAGCAGAUCGUGCUUCCGCAGUGUUGCUUUUCCCACCAUCCCUCCCUAUCCAACUUAUUCACACAAUCAUUAUGAUUAUCGUACCCACUGAUCGGGUCCACUCUCACAACUGGUGUUAUCUAGCUAUUUGCUGCAGCUCUGCCUUGAGCUAUAUUACAUCCAUUUAGCAUUGCAGCUCUACGUUGAGCUUACAGCAGCUCUACUUUGAGCUAACAGCAGCUCUACUUUGAGCUAACAGCAGCUCUACUUUGAGCUAACCGCAGCUCUACUUUGAGCUAACCGCAGCUCUACUUUGAGCUAACCGCAGCUCUACUUUGAGCUAACCGCAGCUCUACUUUGAGCUAACAGCAGCUCUACUUUGAGCUAACAGCAGCUCUACCUUGAGCUAACCGCAGCUCUACUUUGAGCUAACAGCAGCUCUACUUUGAGCUAACAGCAGCUCUACCUUGAGCUAACCGCAGCUCUACCUUGAGCUAACCGCAGCUCUACUUUGAGCUAACAGCAGCUCUACUUUGAGCUUCAAACCAGUUGUUUCGAAACCAGCACCCCUCAA